Molecule: messenger RNA, 1828 nt
Organism: Anopheles nili
Lineage: Eukaryota; Metazoa; Arthropoda; Insecta; Diptera; Culicidae
Product: solute carrier family 28 member 3-like
Exons: 6
Coding region: 1-1770 (589 amino acids)
Biological process (GO): nucleoside transmembrane transport
Cellular component (GO): membrane
Molecular function (GO): nucleoside:sodium symporter activity
Source: RefSeq, a predicted model, not a curated record
AUGGCCGUAAACGACCGAUACACACCCCGGGAGGACGACGAUCAAGCGUCGGUUAGAUAUAUUGUCGAUUCGAAGGAAGAAAUUGCACUAUCAACACUCGGGCCGGACACUUCAGAUGCAUCGUACAGGCACACCAAGCAUUCCAGUAUUAGACGAUACUUUACCCUAGCCGCGAUAAACGGAACCGUCGUGGUAUUUUUCGCUUUCGCAACCAAACACUUCAUCGAGCAUGAACAAGAUUGCCAAACGAACUGCGGCAUGCAGUGGUGUGAUGGGUACGGAAUGCUGGUGCUUCUGUUGGGCUUUACCUACGCAGGGUUGCUGUACUAUUUGCUGCUGAAACCAAGGCUUGGGGCGAUCGUCAACCGGAAGUUAGCACGUGCAGGAAGUCAUCUACCGCAAACGUUCCGCUCACGACCGGCUAAGUUCGUCGUGAUAGCGGCGGUACUCCUAGGAUUUGGAGUGUUCCUGUAUUUCGAUACGCGGCAGGAUGCGAGCCGAUUGAUGCCGCUCACCGGCAUGGUGGUUAUGUUGGGCUUAUCUGUCCUGGUUUCGAAACACCCGUCGAAGAUCAACUACCGCCCGGUUUUGGUGGGGUUGCUGGUGCAAGCCUUGCUCGGGUUGUUCUGCAUCCGGUGGCACGUGGGACGAAGCAUUUUCGCUUGCAUCGGUGCAAAGGUUGACACAUUUCUGCGCUAUUCAUCCGUGGGGGCCAGCUUCGUGUACGGGGAUGCCCUUAUCAACCAGUACGCCGUGUUCGCGUUCUCCGUCCUGAGCGUCAUCUACUUCUUCAGCUUCUUCAUCUCAGUGCUGUACUACGUCGGUGCGAUGCAGUGGUUCGUGUUGAAGCUGGGUUGGAUCCUGCAGUCCAUCAUGGGUACGACAGUGUGUGAAGGCAUUAUGGCAGCAUCUAACAUUUUUCUCGGCAUGAGCGAGUCUCCUCUGAUGAUCAAACCGUACGUGAAGGAUCUCACUCACUCGGAACUGCACGCCGUAAUGGCGUCUGGAUUUGCGACCGUUUCUGGGACGGUUUUGGCCGCGUACAUCUCGUUUGGCGCCAAUCCAGGACAUUUGAUUACCGCGAGCGUGAUAUCGGCCCCGGCCGUUCUGUGCGUGUCUAAAAUUAUCUACCCCGAGGUGGAGGAAAGCAAAACUACCACCGAAAACAUACAAAUAGAAAAGUCGACCGAUUCGUCCAUGGUGGAUGCUGCGUGUAAUGGAGCAAGUGCGGCCACAUCCUUAAUCCUUGGCAUCAUCGCCAACCUGAUUGCUUUCGUGUCUUUCGUGGCGUUCGUAAAUGGACUCCUUGGAUGGAUGGGAAUGCUGGUUGGAUUCGAGAGUGUUUCGUUGGAGUGGUUUUGUGGGCGCAUUUUCCGUCCACUCGCCUUCGUGAUGGGUGUCUCCUGGAAGGAUAGUGAGCACGUGGGCCAAAUUAUUGGCAUCAAGACGGUGGUGAACGAGUUUGUCGCGUACCAGCAGCUCGGAACGCUCAUACAAAACGGCACCAUAACGGCCCGAUCAGCAACGAUCGCAACGUACGCCAUAUGUGGUUUCGCAAAUCCCAGCUCGCUAGGUAUAAUGAUUGGUGCAUUAAGUGCUAUGGCCCCUGUGAGACGCAGUGCAAUUGCUUCGGUGUCCUUUCGUUCGUUUAUUGCUGGUUCGGUAGCAUGCUUCAUGACUGCUUGUAUUGCCGGAUUGCUAAUCGAUGAUUCGCAAAGCUUUGACACUCGGUCGAUGGGUAUCGUAAGCUCGUCAAAUAUUACUGUUUGAAAGGCAGCCUAAUGUAAAGCAAAUCAAACACAAUUUUGGGAUUUUCCAUGUAUUGUCA